AUGGUUAAUCGUGAUUCAAUCAUUGAAUCUCCGCGAACUAUGAAAAUAGUAAUUAACUCAACGGCUGUGGAAUUUUUCUAUGAAAAAUGUCCGCAAAUAACAGAAAAUGAUGAACUCAGUUCUAAUUCAAAUACACAUGCUUCACAAAUAAUGGCGACAACUGAAACAUCUACGACCUCCUAUUCCCGAUGUGUUCCGGCUCCGCCGAUCAAUCGUCUCUCCAUUGCAGAUUUGUUCGACUCACAAGCUGGUGGUGGAAAACCUAAACUCGAUCGUUUGCGUGAACAUCUUCUUGCCGAAGGACGUCUUCAAGAAGACGCUGCUCUGUUGAUCAUUGAACGUGGUGAAGCCCUAUUACGAGCAGAAAAUAAUCUAAUUGACUUAGAAGCUCCGAUCACUGUCUGUGGUGACAUUCACGGGCAAUUUUAUGAUCUGAUGAAAUUGAUCGAAGUUGGCGGUCCGCCAGCAAGUACGCGCUAUUUAUUUAUGGGUGAUUAUGUUGAUCGCGGUUAUUUUUCUAUCGAAUGUGUUCUUUAUCUAUGGGCACUUAAAAUUCAUUAUCCAACGACGUUCUAUCUUCUUCGUGGCAAUCACGAGUGUCGACAUUUGACUGAAUAUUUUACUUUCAAAACUGAAUGUAAAAUCAAAUAUACUGAGCGUGUUUAUGAUGCAUGUAUGCGUGCAUUCGAUUGUUUACCAUUAUCCGCACUUAUUGACAAGCAAUUUUUUUGUGUUCAUGGUGGUCUGUCGCCUGAAAUUCAUACGUUGGAUGAUAUCAAGAAGCUAGAUCGUUUCAAAGAACCUCCGCCUUACGGUCCAAUGUGUGAUUUACUAUGGAGUGACCCCGUGGAAGAUUACGGUCAUGAGAAAUCUUACGAUGAAAAAUAUCUAUUUAAUGCUACACGUGGUUGUUCAUAUUUUUAUACGUUCAAAGCUGUAAAUGAUUUUCUUGCACGAAAUUCUCUUCUGACUGUUAUACGCGCACAUGAAGCUCAGGAUGUUGGAUAUCGAAUGUAUCGUAAAUGUCCUCAAAGUGGUUUUCCAUCGUUAAUGACGAUAUUCUCUGCCCCGAAUUAUCUCGAUGUUUAUCAAAAUAAAGCAGCUAUACUCAAAUACGAUACGAAUAUCGUGAAUAUUCGACAAUUUAACUCAUCACCGCAUCCGUAUUGGUUGCCGAACUUUAUGAAUGUUUUUACAUGGUCAUUACCAUUCGUAGGCGAGAAAGUAACGGAAAUGUUGAUUAAUAUAUUAAAUAUAUGCAGUGAAGAAGAACUUAUAACAAGUUUAUUAGCUGAUCAACAGAAUGAUAAUGAGAAUCAAUUUCGUCGUGAAGCUAUUCGUUCGAAAAUACGUGCAGUGGGCAAAAUGGCAAAGGUCUACUCCUCACUACGUGAAGCAAGUGAAAAUGUUUUAAACUUGAAAGGUUUAGCACCUGUGUCGCCUUCAACAUCAACAGCAAAUCUCAAUGAGCUUGUCGAUGAUGAUGGAAGCGAUUCAUCGGAACAUCGAAAAGUGCCCACGGACUUCUCAUUCUCAACAGCGAAAACUUUCGAUCAGAUCAAUGAACGCAUGCCACCAUGGACCGACGCUGAACGACAACAACGUUUAGCAAACAAAGCUCAAACACAAUCGACGACAAGCAACGAAGAUCUCCCUACACACUAUACUGCGAGUGAUAACGAACCAAUAAUAACAACUGAAAGAGAUACAAUUACACAUCCACCGAUUCUUAUUAUACAGAAAGACGACGACAAAAUUGUUAAUGGUAUUGAAAAUAUUCAAACAACAGUGAAACCUCUGCCGACGGAAAGCAAAUCGGAUUCGUUUUCAACAUCAGUUACGCCCAAUCUCGGUGAUCAGGAUCAUGAUGAUCUUGAGCAUAUUGAAAUCAAACUUGAGAAAACUUCAGAAGAACAAUCAACGAUACCAUCAUCCAAAUCGAAUAUUAACAAUCGACAUUCCCCUCAAUGUGCCAACUCCACUACCACAAGUGGAUUUUCUCUGAAGAAUCCUGUCAGUUCAUUUCGUUCAUGGGUAUCGAACAAGAAGACAUCAAAAGAAGAUCCAACAUCGCCUGAUCAAUCUACGAAUACCACAUGCAAAAAGGUGGAAACAACGCCCACACCUCGCAAGUCUUCAAUCGACCUCGAUACAUCGAAACGAUCGCGAACUAAUUCAGCAACCGUGCCCAAUACGAGUAGCUAUUAUCAAGAGAACGACACGACGAACAAUUCAGCACGUGUUAAAAAGAAAUCCUCAUUUUCUAUACGUCCGACCAAUCCUAUUUCAUUACUCAAACGUUCGACUGAAGCCCCAACAGCGAAUCCAACUGAAAGCGAGGCCAUGGAACAAUCAGGAACAGGCAAUACAACAUUUGGCUAUCUGAAAAAUCUCAUGUCGACAAAAGAAAAACUUGAUGACAAAUCAUCAACUACCAAUCAACAAGAUGAUGACAUGGAUCGAUUAGCGCGUCAAAUGUUAUUAGAGGAAGCCAAGAGAAAUAAAAUUCGAGCGGAAACUCAAGGUGCACUUGGUUGGCAAAAGCCGACCUUGGUUACAAAUCGCAAGUUUCUUCGAAAUACAUUAAUUUCCAAUGCUGUACAUAAUAUUCAUAAGAACGAACAAGAAAAGCGGCAGCGGCAACGAUCCACGAUGGAGAGAAAACGAUCACGUUCACCACUUCCAUCGUCGUCGUCGUCGGCAUCCUCAUCGAGAAAGCAACGAGAUUAUCAUGAUGAUGAACGAUCAUCAAAACGAGCCAAAAAUACGAAAUAA
This is a messenger RNA of Adineta ricciae, 2775 nucleotides long. NCBI's taxonomy places the organism in Eukaryota, Metazoa, Rotifera, Eurotatoria, Adinetida, Adinetidae. The record is from the annotation of a GenBank genome assembly.